AUGGCGUCCGGCGCCCUCGGCGAGGUCAUCACGCUCCAGUUCGGAUCGCGCGCGAACUGGACGGGCGCGCACUUCUGGAACUUUCAGGAUGAGACCCAAGGCUUGGCCGAGAGCGACGACGCGGACGCGAGCGCGUACGCGGACCUCGACUCCGGCGUCACGUACCGCGUGGGAGAGACGCACUCGGGCGCGCCGACGUACGUCCCCAGGCUCGUGUUCUUCGACCUGUGCGGCGCCAUGGGCGGCGUGAAACGCGCCGGGCACCUGUACGGCGACGGCGCGGGCGUCGUCGGCGACGGCGAUCUCCCCCCGCCCGUGCUCACGUGGGACGGCGGCGCCGCGAAAGUCGUUCGGCGAGACCCGGAGCGCAAGUCGUCGUUCCUUCGCGAGCUCGAGGACGACCAGGAGCGUUGGAGAGACGAGGACGACGAGGGGGAAGACGGCGCGGACGCGGACGACAGGAUGGACACCGACGAGGAGAUGGAGGAGAUGGAGGAGGAGGAGGAGGAGGACGGGCGGAAGCGGAAGAAAUGGGGCGGCGGCGGCGGCGGCGGCGGCGGCGGCGGCGCGGACGCGAUCGACGCCCUGCGCGCGAAGAUGACGAGCCACAUCCUCGCGUCGCCGGGGAAAAAACCAAAACCAAAACCAAAACCCUCGCUCUCCUCGCUCGACGCGGAGGCGAAGAGAGCGAAGGAGGAGGCGAAGAAGAAGCGACGGGAAGAAGCCGCCGCGCGUUUGGAGGCGUCCGCGGCGCGUCUCGAGACGCCGGGCGAAGUCAACAGCUGGACGGACUUCGGCAAAGCUAUGUUCCACCCGCGGAGCGCGUGCCUUCUCACCGGGUUGUGGCACGGCGUCGACGCGUUCGCGGGCUUCGGCGAGGGCGCGGCGUGGAUCGAGACCGAGGACAGAAGAGAGGAGGUCCGAGACCGGAUACGUUUCUUCGCGGAGGAGUGCGACGCGUUGCGAGGCUUCAACGUCCUCCUCGACGACCUCGGAGGGUUCGGAGGGUUCGCCGCCGCCGCGCUCGAGGAGCUCAGGGACGAGUACGGGAGCGCGACGCCGACGUGCGCGCACUCGCUGCGCGCGUCGAGAGAAGAAUUAACAACGUCGAGCGCGAGUCCGGACGACGCGAGAGGGGACUUCCGCGCGGCGCUUCUCAACGAGGCGCUCGCGUCGGCGACGCUCGGCGCCGAGUGCGAGCUGUACGCGCCGCUGCAGCUCGGUCUGCGUCCGCUCUCCGCGUCGCGGGCGAAGCUCCUUGCCGGGUUGGACGCGCGCUCGAAGUACCACGGCACCGCGCUCGCGGCCGCGUGCGUGGAGUCGUCGUCGACGCCGUGGCGGACGCGGGCGCGCGACGGCGUCGGCGCCGGCGACAUGCGCGCGACGGCGCGGCGCGUCAACGCCGACGGCCCGUUCGUCGCCGUCGACGCGUGGUUCCCGUGCGGCGCCGUCGCGAGCGCGGGCGAGCUCGCUAGGGAGGAGGAGGCGAAGCAGCGCCGCCGCGCGGAGAAAGAGCGGUCUGGGUCUGGGUUCGAGCGCGAGGAGGAGGCGAGGGACGCGGCGGCGCGCGAACGAGCCGCGUCGCUCGCCGACGACGCCGACGCCGUCGCGCUCACCCCCGGGUGCGUCGAUCGCGACGUCGUCGAGCCGCGCGCCGAGCUGUACGUCCUGCGCGGGGCGAGAACCCACGACGGCGCGCGCGCGAGCGUCGAGGACGCGCGGCGCGGCCUCGACGCCGCGCUCCGCGCGGCGACGUACCGCGUCCCGAGGACGCGGUGCGUCCACGCCGCGCCGCUGCCGCUGCCGCUGCCGUUUCCGUCUCUCUUCGCGAGCGGGGGGGGGCCCUCCUCUCGGAACCCGUCGAGCGCGCCGAUCAUGACGCGCGUCGCGUCGACGUCGACGUACGGCGCAGAGCUGCGGCGCGUGAACGACGAGUGGCGCAGGGCGUCGCGAGCGGGCGCGGGGAAGGCGUUGCUGUCGCAGUGGGGGGUCGCCGCCGACGACGCGGAGGAGACGAGCGAGACGUUGCUGACGUUGGCGCGCAAGUGCGAGGGAGGGGAGGACAGCGGCGACGACGACGACGACGAGGAGGAGGUCGAGCGGAUGUGA
Micromonas pusilla CCMP1545 is the source of this 2109-nucleotide messenger RNA. RefSeq lists its product as uncharacterized. The transcript has 3 exons. The record is from RefSeq and is a predicted model, not a curated record. Bases 1 to 2109 code for a protein of 702 amino acids. Gene Ontology annotation, cellular component: cytoplasm. NCBI's taxonomy places the organism in Eukaryota, Viridiplantae, Chlorophyta, Mamiellophyceae, Mamiellales, Mamiellaceae.